UGAAACCAGUUGAAAGCGAACAGCAGGAGAAGGAAAAAAUCGAAAAGAUAUUUCAAGCAAAAUCUAUAGGAAGACCAACGGGUGAUUAUCCUACACUGAUAUUUUGGAGUGGGAUUACAAACAGUUUGACAGAAACCAUUUUGAUUUUAUUUGGAGUAGUCCCCCAUGCACUGAAUACAGCAUAGCAAAAACUAGGGGAAUUAAGAAUAUCGAAUAAAACUGCGCAACGUUUGCCAAGUGGAAACAAGGAACAAUGGGGAGACAAUCCAACAAUACAUAAGCAGGAAGACCUAUACAAAAUACCUAGCGAAUUAAUUUGUGAAAUCUUGGUGAGUUUGACGGAUUAGGAAUAAAUACUUAAUAUAAUAAGAGGAAAAUGCCAAUGCUAGGAGUGACAGAAAAAAGCUGGAACAGGAUAGAAAGAUAAUAUUGAGUUUCAUUAAGGAUAAUCGCUGUUUUGUUGGUAUGCUUGUUUGAAUUAUUUAAUGGUGUAUGCUGUGAUUAAAUAUUUUUGUUGCUGGUUGUGAUUAUUUAUUUUGUUUGCUUGUUGUUCUGGAUUUUGUUUUCUGUUUGUUGUGUUGCUGUUGGAAAAAAAAUAGUAGAAAGAAUAAUUCUUUGAAUUCUCCUUUUACUAUUUUUCCCCCACGGCCAGUGGCACCCGUAGGGGGGGCCGGUGCCACCAGAUCGGGCAUCUCCUCCAGCAGCGCCUCCUGGUGCC
Messenger RNA from Effrenium voratum, 718 nucleotides. The record is from the annotation of a GenBank genome assembly. Lineage: Eukaryota; Dinophyceae; Suessiales; Symbiodiniaceae.